Chara braunii is the source of this 1418-nucleotide messenger RNA. Lineage: Eukaryota; Viridiplantae; Streptophyta; Charophyceae; Charales; Characeae. The record is from the annotation of a GenBank genome assembly.
UGUGAUCAUCAUUGACAUGGUCUUAUCCUGUGGUCCUUAGGGAGUCAGUCAGGAGGUUAGAGUGUCCGGGUAGGUCUACGUGGUGAGGAGUGGGACCUUUGUCGUGCACCAACACCACGAUGGAUGACUAUCCGAUGUAUGGGCUACUUGUUGGGUUCUCCCUCUGGGGGACCAUUUGGCGUCUCCUCUUUCCUCUGGGCUUUUGGCCCACUUUCAUGUGUAGAGUAGGGCCCACUCGUGGUGGGACUUCCACCAACCCCUACACGAAGGAGGAGGAGAAGAUGGCCGCCAUUCUGCAGGAGAAGAAGGAGAAGAAGGAGGCCAAGAAGAAGGCCUUGAAGGAGGAGCAGGCGGCCAAACUGAAGAAGAUAGAGGAAGAGAUGGCCAAAGAUAAGGAGAGGAUACAGAAAGAAGAAGAAGAGAAGAUGAAAGAGGUGGAAGAGGAGGAAGAAGAUGAAACGCCAUUGCAGAGGAAGAGGGUGCAGUACAGUGGUAGUAGGGAUGAAGAGAUGGAGAAGCGAAUCUCCGAGUGGGUCGCCAACUUAUCCCUGGGCGAAGAAGAAGAGGUGGCGAUGUAUAUCUCUAAAGAUGAUCGAGAAGCCGCUAUGAGAGCUUGGGAAGCAGAAAAGGAUGUUGUGAAGCGGCAGGCAUUGGAAGACGAAAAGAGGAUGGAGUGGAAGUUGGUAGUGAUGAGGGAGAAGAAGAGGAGAGUGGACGCGGCAGCGGAGGCGGCAGAAGAAUUAGAGGAAGUAAAGAAUAUAGAAGAGCAACUGGCCGCCCAGACCGAACUCCCAGCGCAAAUGCGAGUCAUAGCCCGAAACGUUGCACGCCUGGCACGAAUUCAGGCGGAGCAAUAUGAUUUUAGUAGSAGUCAACACAUAGCUGUGCGUUCCAUAAAGUUGGGGGUUCGGGACUUUGCGCGUGAGCUGGUAGGUGCUAUAGGGACCGAGGCCAAGAUGACACCUAAGCUUACUAGGUGGGCCGCAGAGAUAGAUCAGUACGACUUUGAGCUCAAGCCUGUCAAAGGGAAGUACAACGUAGUCACGGAUGCUCUGAGUAGAAGAGCUGAUUAUUUUGGGGCAAUAGAACAUUACCUCGAUAUAGGAAAGGAUCUGCAGCAGCAGGUUAGAGAAGCCUACGCGCAGGACCCUAUCUAUGGUGAGCUCCUUAAGAAAGUCAAGGAGGCCCCAGAGACCGAGCCGAACUACCGCACUACUGAAGGGUUGCUUUUUGAGAAGACUAAUGUUUUUGAUCGAUUGUGCAUCCCCAAUAGCGAAGAGAUCCGCAGUCUGAUCCUGGGAGAAUGCCAUGACACGGAGGGUCAUUUUGGUUGGCAAAAGACCUUAGCCAAUCUGAUGCGCGCGUAUACCUGGCCAGGGAUGAAGAAUGACUGCGUAGAGUAUGUUCGCAGUUGUAAG